This is a messenger RNA of Rhodotorula toruloides NP11, 1161 nucleotides long. Its product is annotated as methylenetetrahydrofolate dehydrogenase (NAD+). Gene Ontology annotation, cellular component: cytosol. The transcript has 3 exons. Gene Ontology annotation, molecular function: methylenetetrahydrofolate dehydrogenase (NAD+) activity; methylenetetrahydrofolate dehydrogenase (NADP+) activity. Lineage: Eukaryota; Fungi; Basidiomycota; Microbotryomycetes; Sporidiobolales; Sporidiobolaceae. Gene Ontology annotation, biological process: purine nucleobase biosynthetic process. Bases 1 to 1161 code for a protein of 386 amino acids. The record is from RefSeq and is a predicted model, not a curated record.
AUGUCCGCUCCUGCUCUCAAGCCUCCUGCGGACCCGACCGCCAUCUCCUGCGUCACCGUCCUCGGCGAACACAUCGCCAAGCCGUUCCGCACCGCAAUCCAUGAAGCCACCUCGAAGCUCGCGCAAAAGCCCAAACUCGUCGGCAUCCUCGCCAACUCGGGCGCACCUUCCCGCGCCUACGCCAACUGGACCGCCAAGGCGUGCGAGGCCGUCGGGAUCGAGUACGAGUUGCGUGAGGUGGGUAUCGUCGCGGAGGGCGCGACGGAGGGUACGGCUGAGCAGGGAGAGGUUGAAGAGGCGAUCCUGGCCGCCAACGAGGACGACAGCGUGAACGGAAUCAUGGUCUACUACCCGAUCUUCGGGCCUCGGCAGGACGGGUACCUCCAGCAGGCCGUCAGCCCGCUCAAGGACGUCGAGGGCCUCAACUUCACCUGGCUCUUCUCGCUGUACCACAACAUCCGAUUCAUCGACCCUCGCAAGCUCGCCCUCGCCGCCCAAGUCCUUACUCCCUCCCCUCUCCCCGCCUCCGCCUCCUCCACCGUCCCUACCACCUCCACCAGCACUCCCAGCCAAUCCUCCACGACCGACGACGGUCUCGUCAAAGCCAUCCUCCCCUGCACGCCUCUCGCAAUCGUCAAGACCCUCGAGCACUGCCAAGUCUACAACCCGCUCCGACCUUACGGUUCGCGCGCCUUCGGACGCACAAUCACCGUCGUGAACCGCUCGGAAGUCGUUGGACGCCCGCUCGCGGCGCUGCUUUCGAACGACGGAGCGCGGGUCUUUUCGGUUGACCUUGACGGGAUUCAGGAGUUCACGCGGAGGAAGCUUGUGGAGGGCGAGGAGGGUGCGAAGGCGAGCUUCCACCCGUACCAUGUGGUCAAGAAGUGCGAGUUGAGCUUCGAGGAGUGCUUGCGGGCGAGCGACGUCGUCAUCGGUGGCGUCCCCUCCAAAUCCUACAAGAUCCCCACCUCUGCGCUCAAAGAAGGAGUCGUCGCCAUCAACUUUUCCGAAUCCAAGAACUUUGAGGACGACAUCAAGGAGAAGGCGUCGAUUUACUGUCCCGGCAUCGGCAAGGCGACGAUCGUGUUGCUGCAGCGCAACUUGUUGAGGUUGAGGGAGUAUCAGGCGAGUUUGAGGGGCGAGAUCAAGGGCGAGCAGUAG